GUUGCCUGCUUCCGGCCAGCUUCAGAUUAAUGGCUUUUAAUUUAGAAUUUAAUCAAUGCAGCUUCCCUCCAAAGAGCUGGAUGCUCUGGCUUGGGAGAGAGCCCUGUGAUCUGCUGCUGGCACCCUGGUCAUGGAGGACUGCAAUGUGCAUUCUGCUGCCAGCAUUCUGGCCUCAGUGAAGGAACAGGAGGCCCGCUUCGAGCGUCUGACACGGGCCUUAGAGCAAGAGCGGCGCCACGUUGCCCUGCAGCUGGAGCGCGCCCAGCAGCCUGGCAUGAGCAGUGGUGGUAUGGUGGGCUGUGGGCAGCCCCUGCCAAUGGCCUGGCAACAGCUGGUUCUUCAGGAGCAGAGCCCGGGUAGCCAGGCAUCGCUGGCCACGAUGCCAGAGGCACCUGAGGUGCUAGAGGAGACAGUGACCGUGGAGGAAGACCCUGGCACCCCAACCUCUCAUGUAUCCAUUGUCACAUCAGAAGAUGGUACAACCCGGCGGACUGAGACUAAGGUCACCAAGACGGUCAAGACUGUGACCACAAGGACAGUACGCCAGGUGCCUUUGGGCCCAGAUGGACUCCCCUUGCUGGACGGCGGCCCUCCACUUGGCUCUUUUGCUGAUGGGCCCCUGGACCGGCAUUACCUGCUGCGUAGUGGCGGCCCGGCAGCCACACUCUCCCGAGCCUACCUCAGCAGCGGAGGUGGUUUUCCUGAUGGCCCCGAGCCCCGGGAUAUUCCAAGCUACGGCAGCUUGUCCCGAGGACUUGGGGUACGGCCACCACGUACUGGCCUCCUGGGUCCAGGGCCAGGUGAUGGCUGUUUUACACUGCCUGGCCGCCGAGAAGCCUUCCCCAUGGGCUCUGAAUCUGGACCACCAAGUGGCCGCUCUCUGCCUGAGCAUUUCCAAGCUGAACCAUAUGGUCUGGAGGAUGAUACACGGAGCCUGGCUGCGGAUGAUGAGGGCGGCCCUGACCUGGAGCCUGACUACAGCACAGCAACAAGGAGAAGACCUGAGUAUGGGCGGGGCCUUCGUGCCAGGGCCGUUGAAGACACAGCAGACGGUGCUGGUGAGCUGAUAGAAGAGCGUCCCCCAUUCCCAGCAGCAACAGCCCCUCUGGCCCAGCCUGAGAGGGGCAGCCUGGGCAGCUUGGACCGAGUAGUGCGGCGGUCACCUUCAGUGGAUAGCACCCGCAAGGAGCCACGCUGGCGGGACCCCGAGCUGCCAGAGGUGCUGGCCAUGCUGCGGCACCCUGUGGACCCUGUGAAGGCCAACGCAGCAGCCUACCUGCAGCACCUCUGCUUUGAAAACGAGGGUAUCAAGCGGCGAGUACGGCAGCUGCGUGGGCUCCCCCUACUUGUGGCGUUACUAGAUCACCCUCGAGCUGAGGUGCGGCGCCGGGCCUGUGGGGCACUGCGCAACCUCUCCUAUGGCCGUGAUGCUGACAACAAGGCUGCCAUCCGGGACUGCGGAGGUGUGCCAGCCCUGGUGCGCCUGCUGCGGGCUGCCCGUGACAAUGAGGUCCGUGAGCUAGUCACUGGCACACUCUGGAACCUGUCAUCCUAUGAGCCCCUGAAGAUGGUCAUCAUUGACCACGGCUUACAGACUCUGACCCAUGAGGUCAUCGUGCCCCAUUCUGGCUGGGAGCGAGAGCCUAAUGAAGACUCGAAGCCCCGGGAUGCAGAGUGGACAACAGUCUUCAAGAACACAUCAGGCUGCCUGAGGAAUGUGAGCUCAGAUGGUGCAGAGGCCCGGCGGCGACUCCGUGAGUGCGAAGGGCUGGUGGAUGCUCUACUACAUGCCCUGCAGUCAGCUGUGGGCAGGAAGGACACAGACAAUAAGUCAGUAGAGAACUGCGUGUGCAUCAUGCGGAACCUAUCCUACCACGUGCACAAGGAAGUUCCAGGGGCUGACAGGUACCAGGAGGCAGAGCCUGGAAUCCCGGGCAAUGCUACAACCUCCCAGCGUCGAAGGAAGGAUGAUGCCAGCUGCUUUGGUGGCAAAAAAGCAAAAGGGAAGAAGGAUGCAGAGAUGGACCGAAACUUUGACACACUGGACCUGCCCAAACGAACUGAGGCUGCAAAAGGCUUCGAGCUGCUGUACCAGCCAGAGGUGGUACGUCUCUACCUCUCACUGCUUACGGAGAGCCGGAACUUCAACACCCUGGAAGCUGCAGCUGGUGCCCUGCAGAACCUCAGUGCUGGCAACUGGACGUGGGCCACGUACAUCCGUGCCACGGUGCGCAAGGAACGUGGGCUGCCAGUGCUGGUGGAACUGCUUCAGUCGGAGACUGACAAAGUGGUGCGUGCUGUGGCCAUUGCACUGCGCAACCUUUCACUAGACCAGCGGAACAAAGACCUCAUCGGGAGCUAUGCCAUGACAGAGCUGGUUCGGAAUGUUCGCAGUGCACAGGCCCCCACUCACCCUAGUGCCCACCUGGAGGAGGAUACAGUGGUAGCUGUGCUCAACACCAUCCAUGAGAUCGUGUCUGAUAGCCUGGACAAUGCUCGCUCCCUCCUGCAGGCCCGUGGUGUGCCUGCACUGGUGGCACUUGUGGCCUCCAGCCCUGGCUGCUGCUGCUGCAGCCAGUCAGUGCGGGAGGCCAAGGCAGCAUCACACGUGCUACAGACUGUGUGGAGCUACAAGGAGCUGCGUGGAGCCCUACAGAGGGAUGGCUGGACGAAGGCACGCUUCCAGACUGCUAGCACUGCCAAAGGACCCAAAGGGAUACCAAGUUCUGGGGGCUUUGAUGACAGCACACUGCCACUGGUAGACAAGAACCUUGAUGGGGAGAAGUCAACCACCCGGGAUGUGAUCCCUAUGGAUACCCUUGGUCCAGAUGGUUAUGCCACAGUUGACCGGAGGGAGAGGAGGACACUGGGCAGUGACUCCAUAGGGGACACCUCUGAGAAGGAACUAUUGAGACCCGACCCUGGCAGGAAGGCCCCUCCGCCUGGGCCCAGCAGGCCCUCGGUCAGGCUGGUGGACGCCGUGGGGGACACUAAGCCUCAGCCUGUUGACUCCUGGGUCUAGCUUGCAUGCCUGGUACGUUCCUUCCUCUGGUUUGCCCACCCUUGGGUUAGGGCUCCUUGUUCAUUUCUGCUUGCUGCGUGAUUGUGUUCCCUGUGUGAUCUCCGGCAGGACUUACCAACAGUCCUGCUCCAGUCCCUGGAAAUCGGUCCUGGGGAGACAGGCUCCCUAUUUCCUCAAAUAUCCCCAGCACAGGGCCCUGUGAAGACCAGCAAGACAGGACUGGUUCUGGUGUCAAGGGUCUUGGUAUGGCCCAUCCUUCAAUCCAUAGCUACUGCUUCUGUGUGUCCUAUCAAGGCAGCUGCCCCGUAUGGAGGUUCCAAGUCAUCUUGCUACAUUUUGCUGGCUCUUACCUAUCUGAGCUCCCAACUAAAGCAUCUGUCUGUCUUUGUCUCCCUUUGCAGGGCCCUGGCCCAGCUGUCUGUUCUUAGGGAUCACAUCGAGGUAGCUGGAAGAGGGCAGUCUUGAGCAGACCUAGUCUUGGAGCCAGGAGCUCCACCCUUCUGUGGCAGGUUGGCCAAGCCUCUUGUCCUACCUUACCCUACCCUCUUCUUUACUCUCCUGAUCUAACUCUCCAGGUCCGAGUUAGCUGUUUACUGACAUGGUGCUGUGUGGUAGGAGAGGAGGUUGGGGGAGCCAACCUCAUGCACAGCCACAGAGGAGCAAAUACAAGCCUGGAGUAGAGGUCCUGGAGCAGGCAGUGGGACAAGUAGGGGGCCUUGGAAAAGAACUUGGGCUCCCAAGGGUGGCUGGAGUACUAUCCUGCAUGCAGGCUGACCACAGUGAGGGCUGUUCCAAGAGUCCAGACAGGAAAGUUUAGGAGGCAGCCAGAUUGGAGGUGGGGGCAAGCUGUGCUUGUCCCCAGCACUCCUGUCCUUGGAUUCCUGGAACACCUUCCCUCUGCAGCAUACUCUUCCUAAGAUGCCUGUGGCUGGGGCCACCCUGGCUGUUGCAUCUGCCUAGAACCUCAAGUAACCUCGGGGCCUGACUGCUGGCAGCAGCGAGGGAACUGCUGUUCAGUGCCUGCUGUUUGUGACUUAAUAAUGAAGAAAACUGACAAAAUGCAUUAAAAAUGAAACCAAAAUAAGACUGUAUCAACAAACAUCGAAAUUUUUGUAAGAAAAUUUAAAGAUUAAAAAAGCAGCAAAGAA
Grammomys surdaster is the source of this 4170-nucleotide messenger RNA. RefSeq names its product ARVCF delta catenin family member (gene Arvcf). The coding region runs from base 131 to 3022 and encodes 963 amino acids. The record is from RefSeq and is a predicted model, not a curated record. NCBI's taxonomy places the organism in Eukaryota, Metazoa, Chordata, Mammalia, Rodentia, Muridae. Gene Ontology annotation, cellular component: adherens junction; cytoplasm; plasma membrane. Gene Ontology annotation, molecular function: cadherin binding. Gene Ontology annotation, biological process: cell-cell junction assembly; cell-cell adhesion. The transcript is spliced from 17 exons.